AUGCACUUGUGUAAGGUGCUAACCAGUGUAAACUGCAAGCUAACCAGCUUAAACGUCAGUGACUGUGCGUUAGGAGACAAAAAAAUGAUGCUCUUGUGUAAGGCGCUAACCAGUGUGAACUGCGUGUUAACCAGCUCAAACGUCAGUGACUGUGCGUUAGGAGACAAAGAAAUGAUGCUCUUGUGUAAGGUGCUAACCAGUGUAAACUGCAAGCUAACCAGCUUAAACGUCAGUGACUGUGCGUUAGGAGACAAAGAAAUGAUGCUCUUGUGUAAGGCGCUAACCAGUGUGAACUGCAAGUUAACCAGCUUGAGUGCAAGUGACAAUGGCUUUGGGGAUAAAAGGUUAAUGUACUUGUUUAUAUUUCUGACAAGCAGUAACUGCAACUUAACCGGCUUAAAUGUCGGUCGUAACAGAUUAGGGGAUAGAGUAUUAAAGGACUUAGCUAGAACUUUAGCGAACAAGAACUGUAUGUUAACGAGCUUAGACGUCUGUUACAAUAAAAUAGGACAUGAAGGAAUUAAGUACUUGUGCAAAGCAAUCACCGAUACCAACUGCAAACUGAGAAGCUUAGGCCUCCGAGGCAAUUGGAAGGUAACAGACGUGGGCAAACAGUGUUUGUCUGAAGCGAUAACUGACACUGACUGGGAAGUCAGAGGAGGCCUGGUACUUUCCCUUUCCAAUUAG
Molecule: messenger RNA, 687 nt
Organism: Stylophora pistillata
Lineage: Eukaryota; Metazoa; Cnidaria; Anthozoa; Scleractinia; Pocilloporidae
Source: RefSeq, a predicted model, not a curated record